Messenger RNA from Hemiscyllium ocellatum (epaulette shark), 1391 nucleotides. RefSeq names its product rab GTPase-binding effector protein 2-like. Gene Ontology annotation, molecular function: GTPase activator activity. The record is from RefSeq and is a predicted model, not a curated record. Gene Ontology annotation, cellular component: intracellular membrane-bounded organelle. Bases 93 to 635 code for a protein of 180 amino acids. The transcript is spliced from 7 exons. Gene Ontology annotation, biological process: endocytosis. Lineage: Eukaryota; Metazoa; Chordata; Chondrichthyes; Orectolobiformes; Hemiscylliidae.
CAAUCCUGAGAGAGAACAUAGAUGUCUCAACGCUGGAAAUCCAGAGAAUUAAGGAACGGUUUACUGAGGCUCAGCAACAGACACAGAAACAAAUGGCUGAGCUGAUGGAGACACAGAAGGAGCUGUGUCAGAAGAACCGGCUCCUCCACAGGGAGAACAAAGCGGUCCGAGCCCUCUGUCUCAGGCUCCAGGGUAAGGCCGAAGACAGCCAGGGACGUCAGAUCUGGCCAUCGCCCGGCGAAGACUGCUCUGAGGCAGGAGCUGAUAAACCCUCCCAUGCUACUGGGGAAGACCAUUUCCUGGAUGAAGCUUAUAAUGAGGUCCUGAACCGACUUGAGGAAAAGCUAGCCGAGGUGGAGACGCUACGGAGACAGAGACAGCAAAUGGAGCAGGAAAGGGCUGAAUUGAACCUGAAGAUACAGGAGGAAAAGGCCAAAGGACAGAGGUUACAGGUCGAACUGGACACGAGUGAGCAAGUCCAACGGGAUUUUGUGAAACUCUCCCAGGCGUUACAGGUCCGGCUGGAACAGAUCCGACAGUCUGAUUCCCUGGAGGCCAUCCGUCAGAUUGUCGACUCGGUGAGCUCCCUGAAAGACGCCAGCCAGUUACAAGGGGCGUGGGAGCCAGCCUCCUGACCCGCUUCCCGCUCGGAACGCCGUGCCUGUGGAUGGGCGGAUGGACAGGCGGCUGGGGCCUACCUUACAGUCACGGAGAGAGUCCCAGAGAGAGAGCCACUCUUCCACGGCCCCUCUGUCCAUCCCUGCCUGCCUGUAGCUGAGACCCGCUCCCUGUGUCACCUUCCCACUCCCUCCCUCUUCCCUCCCCUCUGUCUCUCUGUCCCCUCUCUCUCUCUCUCUCUCGCUCCCCGUCUCUCUCCCUGUGUCUGUCUGUCUCUCUCUCUCUGUCUCUCUGUCUCCCCUCUCUCUCCCUCCCUCUCUCUCUCUGUCUCUCUGUCUGUCUCUCUCUCUCUCUCUCUCUCUCUCGCUCCCCGUCUCUCUUUCUCCCCGUCUCUCUCCCUGUGUCUGUCUGUCUCUCUCCCUCUCUCUCUCUCUCUCUCUCCCCCCCCCCCCCCCCCUGUCUCUGUCUCUCUCUCCCUCCCUCUCUCUCUCUCUGUCUCUCUGUCUGUCUCUCUCUGUGUCUCUCCAUCCCCCUCUCUCUCUGUCUCUCUCUCUCUCUGUGUCUCCCCCUCUCUCUCUCUGUCUCUCUCUCUCCAUCCCUCUCCCUCUCUCUCUCUCUCUCUCUCUCUCCCCCUCCUGGUUGCGCUCUGUCUCUCUGUCACUCCCUUAUCUCUUCUCCUUUUUCACGUGCUCCCUGUCACACGUGCUCCCUGUCACACGUGCUCCCUGUCACACGUGCUCCCUGUCACACGUGCUCCCUGUCACACGUGCUCC